AUGUCCGGCAUCAUCAGCCUAAAUUAUACAUUUUCGCAAUAUUUUGUCGAAGCCUACACCCCGAAUUCCUUUAAAAGUGAAGCGUGGCGAAAUAUGAUUUGCGGGUUGCCGAGCACAAUUAUUCUUGGGGCUAUGACUUCCUUAUUGCUUUAUCGAAGGACGUUACUCAAGAAAUAUUCGCUCCUGUACGACAUCAGCCACUUCCUUAUCGGCGUCCCCACAAAUAAUGAUAACUGCCAUCCACUACUAUUUACAAGUGUACCGAUUUUACAGCAGGCCUAUACCUUCUACGUCUUUUUGGCAACGCUUUCUGGCGUUGCGGUGAAUGCGGCUACUUUUAUCCAUAUUAAAAGAUAUGCUAGAAGAGCCGGAAUGGCCGUAAAAGUGGACGACAAACAGCUUUUCUACUCUGUUAGUCUCCAAUCCCUGGUGCCGUUUUGUAGCACGGGGCUAAAGGCAAUAUCGACACUGUCGGUUUAUUCUAAUCAAUUCCGACUUCCCGAUUGGGUGAACGCGUUCUCGAACGUCUACGCAUUAUUGGGCUCCUCGUUAAUACCGUUGAUUUCGAUUGCCAUGGUGGGCAAGCUGCGGCGGUCGCUGAUCAAGGAGCCGGUGACAAACAUGGUGAACAGCUCGCUGAAUCGGAAGACGAUGUUCUUUCAGAAGACGGCCAGGCUCGCGCUUGUGGCAAAGAAUAAAAACAAAACCCAGCCCUCGAGCUCUUCCUCAACUGCUGCUCAACAAACGCAACGUAAGACCCUUGGUUCAAUUGCUGAACUACAAGCUACAACUCUAAGAACUGCAGCU
This is a messenger RNA of Mesorhabditis spiculigera, 807 nucleotides long. The record is from the annotation of a GenBank genome assembly. NCBI's taxonomy places the organism in Eukaryota, Metazoa, Nematoda, Chromadorea, Rhabditida, Rhabditidae.